UUGACUCCAAGAAGUCUGCUCUUCGGCCACUCCUCACCAGUUCUUUGUUUGGCGAACGGAAAGCAAACAAAUGACAAUUCAUUACUCGUCAGCUCAUCGGAAGCCGGUGAGAUGUCUUUGUGGGACUUAAGCGAUGGCCGAUGUCUAGAGAGUGUCAAAAUGCAAUGCGUCCACACAAACAUCCAGACUUAUGAAUUGGCCGCUCACGAAGACGUCCGCCUGUUUUGCAACGGAUAUUACGCGGAGAUUCUGAUAAUGGAUGUGACAACUCUUGAGGUGCUCUACACACUCACAUCCAAAGUGAAUCCCGAUUGGAUCAGCGCUAUGCAUGUCUUGAGACCUGUCAAACGUCAAGCAGAGGAUGUGGUGAUUGGAUUGUCGAUUGCAGGAGUGGUCAAAGUGUGGACAUUAACGGGACAUGAAGUUCGCUCAACGGAACCCAUUUAUGAGAACGAAUCGAAACCUAUUCGAUGUCUGAAUGCAAUCCGAAUGACAUGUUGUAUAUAUAAUCAAAGGACAGUUCUAGUCGUUUGUACCAAAUAUUGGCAGGUGUACGACGCGGGAGACUUCUCUCUGUUAUGUUCAGUGGACAGCCGUAGGGGUGAGCGCUGGUCGGGCGGCGAUUUCCUCACUGCCGACCGCAUAAUCGUGUGGAGCGAUACGGGAAAGGGAUAUAUUUAUAAACUGCCCGUCAAUUGUAUUCCAGACAACAAAGAAUUCCAUUCCCCAGAAUCUGAUCAGCCAUUCCUUUACUGCAUUCUUGCCAUUCCUGACGACGAGCGUCUGUUAUGUCCGCCGGCAAUGAAUUUCUAUUUGUUGAGUAAAAAUAUAAGCGAAAUCGAAGUCAAUCCUAAUAUUCAAAAGCUAUUAAUAAGAGGCGAUUCGUAUGGAAAAGUAGUCAUUUGGUCCAUACCUGACGUAACCAAUAGAGACGUCACUGCCGUACGACAAGAGUCAACCGAAAUACCGCCUCAAAUGCCUCCCACUGUUAUUCAAUCACUAGAGAAGGCCUGGAAGUUAAUGAAACCCUCGCCCUGUGGUAUAUUAGACCAAUUGGUUAACAACAAAGAAUUCCAUUCCCCAGAAUCUGAUCAGCCAUUCCUUUAUUGCAUUCUUGCCAUUCCUGACGACGAGCGUCUGUUAUGUCCGCCGGCAAUGAAUUUCUAUUUGUUGAGUAAAAAUAUAAGCGAAAUCGAAAUCAAUCCUAAUAUUCAAAAGCUAUUAAUAAGAGGCGAUUCGUAUGGAAAAGUAGUCAUUUGGUCCAUACCUGACGUAACCAAUAGAGACGUCUCUGCCGUACGACAAGAGUCAACCGAAAUACCGCCUCAAAUGCCUCCAACUGUUAUUCAAUCACUAGAGAAGGCCUGGAAGUUAAUGAAACCCUCGCCCUGUGGUAUAUUAGACCAAUUGAUCCACACAUCAGAUGACACUCCGUAUUACAAACUGACGGCUUCUGUAUAUUUGCCACUUCAGGGAAGACUAGUCUGCGGUCGAGAAGACGGCAGUAUUAUUAUAGUGUCCGCGAGUCAGACAAUUAUGUUGCAAUUCCUCGUCGGUAAGCAUCUGACAUACGAAGACUGGCCGCACCACCAGAUCCUUGUGGGCCACUCGGGACGAGUCAAUUGUCUACUAUAUCCGCAUCACAUCAACAAUCGUUACGAUAUCGCGCAUCUGGUGUCGGGAGGCGUCGACUUUUCAGUGUGUUUGUGGGAUCUCUACAGCGGGACUCUUCUGCACCGAUUCUCUGUCCACGCGGGAGAAAUCAACCAAUUGUUUGCACCGCCAAAAGAGUGCAAUCCGCGAGUUUUGCAAUGCAUCUGUUCGGUGGCCAGCGAUCACUCGGUGGCCCUCAUCAGCCUUAAAGAGCGCAAGUGCAUAAUGCUGGCCAGUCGUCAUCUGUUCCCGAUUCACACUAUCAAAUGGCGACCACUCGACGACUUUAUGAUUGUUGGAUGCGUUGAUGGAUCGGUGUAUGUCUGGCAGAUGGAAACGGGACACUUAGAUCGCGUUCUCCAUGGAAUUAUUGCUGAAGAGAUACUUAACGCUUGCGAUGAAAACGUAACCACUGCUGGCGAUCGUCUCACAAACCCAGCCAUUCAUUUAUUCAGAGGUUUAAGACAUCGGAAUUUAGCGGCCAUAAGACACGCAGCCGUUAGAGGUCUUCAUAAUAUAAGCUCUCAUUUGGAGAAACAAAAACACGAUGUGAUCGAUAUGUCGAUUCGGUCGCGUUCUCAUCCACUUAUGAUACAAGGCUUGCGGACUAACCCUAAGGAUCAGGACAGCCAUGUCUUGUUCUUUGAUGUCGAGGCUCUCAUUGUACAACUAAUGAGUGAAGAAUAUUCAACACUCACUCCAAACACACUCGAAGCCCAGGGAUUGACGAACACUAAUGAAUAUCAGAAGUAUUACAAUCUUUCGUGUUCUCCAGAAACACAACACAAAUUGACGGGAUUUUUAAAUAAAGUUAAAGAUUCGGCAGAAAAUGCGGCCCAAAAAAUACAGGCGAAGGCCGACAGCAUUGGAUUCAAGAAUGUUUCGGGAGAUAUCUCUGUUGGCUUCUAUAGGAAGGGAUCGAGCGCUUCAUCAGAGGUGACAACUCCUCCCCCUUCAGGCGCUAAACCGCCGGCGAAACUGACGAUAGGAGAGACUAACCUAACGAUGGAUAUAACUAGACUUUUGCUAUCAUUACUGCACGCCUGGGGACUGGACUCAGAUCUGGAUAAAGUCUGUGAAUCCAAAUUAGGUCUUCUUCGGCCUUUGAGACCCAUUUGUUUUGGAAUGAUCUCCAGAGGCGGUCACAUGUCUCUCAUUUUGCCGACUUAUGUGCAGAAAUUGGACGCCACUUCUGCCGCACAAAACCCUAAAGAGAAGAUCCCUUUAACUAAAACCGAUUCAAAACACGUCAAACUUUAUUUACCGCCAGAACUGAGGGCUGAAGAGGAAAAAGCGCGCCGUUUCUCAUCGAGACUUCAUUGGGAACUGUCGACUGCCAUCACAACUAACCAUCUCUUGUCAAUCAUAUCGUUGGCCAACACUUUAAUGUCAAUGAGUUCCGCGACUUUCAUCCCAGAGAGUGAACGCAAACGACGGUUGAAUCGAAAGGCGAGUCGAACUGAGAGUAAGACUGAAAACGAUGUGUCGGCCGAAGCGGAACACUUCGCUAAUCAACAGCAACAGAUCAAACAGGGGUGGAGUCUAUUGGCAGCACUUCAUUGCGUGCUUUUGCCUGAUUUGGUCAAAUCAGUUCAUUUCCAGCGGCCAUUGGUUGAGAUACUGGCGCGUCGGUGGCAGGACAGGUGUCUCGAGGUGAGAGAGGCCGCACAGGCCCUGCUUUUGGCUGAACUCAGACGAGUGGGCAGUAAAGGCAGGAAACAGAUUGUGGACGAUUGGGGGCCGUAUUUGCCCAACUAUUCGGAUCAAAUACAUACCGCACACCACACCGAACAUCAUUCCAAAUCUCACAGUCAGCCCCACUCUAUAGCGUCGAGCCCUUCGCCCAGUCCUGUGCCGUCAGAUUCAGGACAAAACAUUUACAAACACUCAGACCUGAGAGCACACGACGACAUCUUGUCCGAUGAAGACGACGAUCCGGACGAACACUCGAUGGGUGUCGACAAUGGCUCGACCACUGGCGGCGACGAUACCAACGCUUCCCGUAUUUCUUCGUUUACGACUGAAGGGCGGAGAAAACAGGCGACAGCUAUCGUCCUGUUGGGAGUGAUUGGCUCGGAAUACGGCCACGAAGUCGAACAAAGCAAACGAAAACCUAAUGACGAAACGCGUCGGAAAAGUGUUAUCGAAGGCUUCGGUCCCGGAAAUUAUACUUUGGCCAGAAAUACAAGCAAAGCCUUAGCGUAUCUCCUAUUGAGUCCGCCGUCAUCUUCACUACCACUCCACACAUCCCUUCGAAGAGCUGCCAUCGAUUUGAUCGGUCGCGGGUUCACUGUAUGGGAGCCUUAUUUAGACGUUUCGAAAAUACUUUUGGGUUUAUUAGAGUUGUGCUGUGAGUCUGAAAACCUGGUGCCGAGUAUGUCCUUCGGCUUGCCUUUGACUCCUGCGGCCGAUUCGUGUCGAACCGCUCGACACGCUAUUUCACUCAUAGCCACCGCUCGACCACCGGCAUUCAUCACAACACUGGCCAAAGAGGUGGCCCGAUAUAACACACUUCAGCAAAACCCACAGCAUUUAAACAUAGCGUUACAUCAAUCGGUGUUAUGCCGGGGAAGACCUGAGAUACUCAGAAAUAUGGAAAUACUGAUCGACAAAAUGCAAACCGAUGUCUCGGAUCUCAUUAUCGAAGCCAUGGAUAUAAUCAUCCAUUCUUUGGACCACAAUAUGCUUAAGACUAAAGGAUUGGGAGAAGUGUUUCCGACAGUGUGUCGCUUCCAGAACGUGACGUUCUGUACGUCAACCCGUCGUAUAGCAGUGGGCGCUAAAAACGGCAAUUUAGCCAUUUAUGAGUUGAGAGCGCCCAAGUCUCAGGUCAUACCGGCCCACACGGCCGCCAUUACCUGCUGUUCCUUCUCACCCGACGGCAAACAUCUGGUCUCCUAUUCUAUGGGCGAAAAUAAGGUGUCGUUUUGGUUGACAGCUGUGGGACUGUUUGGUUUGGGCAACGCUCAGACCCGUUGCGUCAAGACAUACAGCGCUCCGCCGAUGUCCGAACAGGUGAAGGCCACCGGACCUCUCAAAAUGGCACGAUUUGUGUGGGUUUCCAACAAAAGCGUUAUUCUGAUGUUCGCCGACGGAAACGAAUUUAGAUUUAAUGUUUAGAAUUUAUUAUUAAAUUUAUAGUUUUUGUUUUUGUUGUUAGUAUUACUUAAUUAAUUAUUUAUUAAUUCGGUGUUUACUGAAUGCAAACAUUUUAGUCAUUAAUUUAAAAAUACAAAAUAAUUCCUGACUUUUUUGUGAUGACAUCCAUAUCUUAGGAACG
Messenger RNA from Medioppia subpectinata, 4933 nucleotides. Lineage: Eukaryota; Metazoa; Arthropoda; Arachnida; Sarcoptiformes; Oppiidae. The record is from the annotation of a GenBank genome assembly.